AUGCCUAGUUGGCAGUCGGCAGUCGGUGCCAUGCAAGGGAUCGGGUACAGCUGCGUAGCAGACAACAGCCCAAACUGCACCAAAGCCAUGAACUCACCUGGUUUAGCAACUAAAAGUGAGAUUCCUGCUAUUAUCUAUUACAAUGCGACACCUUUCUUACUUACCAACUGGCAUUGCAAGUUUCCUGGCACACUCCUGGCCCAACAGCUACCGCAGAAGAUCGAUAUCCACCAUCACUUCGUGCCCGAUUUCUUUCGUCAGGCUGUCGAAGAUGCAGGCGGCGACCCGACGGGCUUGCCAGUCCCCGCAUGGACUGUCGAGGACUCCCUCCAGAACAUGCGGGACAAUGGUGUUCGAAAGGCCAUACUUUCUUUGACCACUCCAGGUGCAGUUAUUACAGGCAACAAUGAUACGGCGCGGUCGCUAGCUCGAAGGGUCAAUGAAUAUGCCGCCAGCUUGCGCGACCAGUACCCCGAGCAGCUCGGAUUCUUCGCUGCGCUGCCAUCUCUUCUGGAUGUACCCGGCACCCUGGCUGAAAUCGAAUAUUCCCUCGACACCCUUAAAGCCGACGGGGUCACCGUAUUCACUCGCUACGGCGAUGGAAACAACUACCUAGGUCAUUCUCAGUUCACUCCCAUAUGGAAGGAACUAGAUACCCGCAAGACCGUGGUCCAUAUCCAUCCUACCAUGCCCGAGAACACCAAUUGGAUUGAUCCUAUCAUGCCACCUCCAAUGCUUGACUUUCCGCAGGAGACUACACGGACUGCCAUAGACAUGAUUGUUAGUAAUGUCACGCAGCAGUUCCCGGACUGUCCCAAGGUCUUGUCGCACGCGGGUGGGACCUUGCCGUAUUUGAUCUCGAGGGUGGCUGUGACUUCUCGGGAUACGAUGGCCGCAAAGGGUCCUUAUGGCAAGACCUACUUUGAGUUGAUGGAGGCACUGCGCUCGUUUUAUUACGAUCUUGCUCUGUCGAGUGCUCCCGCGGUCUUGAAUCUUUUGUUGGACCUGAUACCGCAUGACCACAUUAUGUAUGGUGAGUGUUUCCAUCCAAGACAUAUAAUGAUAGCUGCUGAAGAAGUAAGUAGGAUCCGAUUAUCCGAAUGCCCCGCCAAUUAA
This is a messenger RNA of Aspergillus niger, 1116 nucleotides long. RefSeq lists its product as uncharacterized. The transcript is spliced from 3 exons. Gene Ontology annotation, biological process: secondary metabolic process. Gene Ontology annotation, molecular function: hydrolase activity; carboxy-lyase activity. The record is from RefSeq and is a predicted model, not a curated record. Lineage: Eukaryota; Fungi; Ascomycota; Eurotiomycetes; Eurotiales; Aspergillaceae. Gene Ontology annotation, cellular component: cytosol; cytoplasm. Bases 1 to 1116 code for a protein of 371 amino acids.